CGGGGGCGGAGCCGAGGCAGCCGGCACUUAGUCCUCCCCUCCCCUCCCUCCCCAGCCUUCCCCGCGAGCGGACGCGCUAGCGCCUCUGUCUCGCUUUUUCUUAUUUUUCCCCCUCCCUUUUCCCCACUUUUUUUUCUCCCUUUUUCUCCCCUUCCCCCCUUUCACCAUUUCCCCUCGGAGGCGCUUCCCCCGGGCAGGGGCAGAGCCGGUCUCCCCCUCCGCCUCUCCCCGGCCCCCGCCGCCCUAUGGCGAGAGGGAGCCCCCUCCUCACCCGGGCACCAGCGGCGGCGGUUGGAGGAGCGGGACCGGCGGCGGCCUCGGGUCCAGAGUCAGCAUGGAACUAACUCGCUGAACGAGCCACCGGCCGCCGGCGUGCGUCCCGCUCCAGCGCCCGCUCCCCACUCCCCCGGGCCCGGCUCCCGCUCUCCUCUCCUCUGUCUGCCCGGUCCUGGUGUCGCGCGUCCCGAGCGUCGCGCGCUGAGGGAAAAUGAGGUGGUAACGGGCCCCCGGAUGACCCCGUGUCACCACUGUGAGGCCUACAGCUCCGCCGGGGAGGAGGAGGAGGAAGAGGAGGAAGCGGAGGAGAAGGUAGCUACAUCAAGCUGGGUGGCAGGCAGCUCCGAAGGAUAUCAUGAAGUUUCCAGGACCUUUGGAAAACCAGAGAUUGUCUUUCCUAUUGGAAAAGGCAAUCUCUAGGGAAGCCCAGAUGUGGAAGGUGAAUGUGCCGAAAUUACCUACAAAUCAGAAUGUUUCUCCAUCCCAGAGAGAUGAAGUAAUUCAGUGGCUGGCCAAACUCAAGUAUCAGUUCAAUCUUUAUCCAGAAACAUUUGCUCUGGCCAGCAGUCUUUUGGACAGGUUUUUAGCUACUGUAAAGGCCCACCCGAAAUAUUUGAGUUGUAUUGCCAUCAGCUGUUUUUUCCUAGCUGCUAAAACUGUUGAAGAAGAUGAGAGAAUUCCAAUAUUGAAAGUAUUGGCAAGAGAUAGUUUCUGUGGAUGUUCCUCAUCUGAAAUUCUGAGAAUGGAGAGAAUUAUCCUGGAUAAGUUGAACUGGGAUCUUCACACAGCCACACCAUUGGAUUUUCUUCACAUUUUCCAUGCCAUUGCUGUGUCAACAAGGCCACAGUUACUGUUCAGUUUUCCCAAACUGAGCCCAUCUCAGCAUUUGACCAUCCUCACCAAGCAACUGCUUCAUUGUAUGGCCUGCAGCCACCUUCUGCAGUUCAAAGGAUCCAUGCUGGCUCUUGCCUUGGUUAGUUUGGAAAUGGAGAAACUAAUUCCCGAUUGGCUUCCUCUUACAAUUGAACUGCUUCAGAAAGCACAGAUGGAGAGCUCCCAGCUGAUCCACUGUCGGGAGCUUGUGGCACAUCACCUUUCCACUCCGGAGUCUUCCCUGCCUCUAAAUUCCGUUUAUGUCUACCGUCCCCUCAAGCACACCCUGGUGACCUGUGACAAAGGAGUGUUCAGAUUACCUCCCUGUGUCCCAGGCCCAGGUUUCUCCAAGGACAGCAAGCCCGAAGUGCCAGUCAGAGGUGUAGCAGCUCUCUACCAUCAUCUCCAAGCUGCCAGCAGGUGCAAGCAUACCUCUGCUAAACGUAAAGUAGAGGAAAUGGAAGUGGAUGACUUCUACGAUGGAAUCAAGCGGCUCUAUAAUGAAGAUAAUGCAUCAGAAAAUGUGGGUUCUGUGUGUGGCACUGAUUUAUCAAGACAAGAGGGGCCUGCUUCCCCUUGUCCACCUUUGCAGCCUGUUUCUGUCAUGUAGUUUGAGCAGGUGUUACCUUCAGGUGCAAACUAAGGUAGACAACUCCAGGAAUGAGAACAAGGGAAAGUCAGCAAGCCUAUGGAUAUGUACCUUACCAGGCUGAUCUGAAGUGAGCCAGAAACAAACCCCAGCCCAUUGACCUGUGUGGCUAAUUUUAAUUGAACACUUCACAGAAAGAUCACUAUAUAUAGAUAGAUACGUAUGUCUAUCUGUAUCUACUUUAAAAUACCCAAAAUAUUUUUAAAAAGUAAAAAAAGAAAAAAAAUUCCUUGUAGUAUGUCAGUUCUAUUCUCUGUUAAAAUGUAAUGUAGUUUGCCCUGUGUCAAAUUUACUUUAAAAUUCUAGAAUUCAUAGCUUGCAAAUCCUG
Messenger RNA from Ochotona princeps (American pika), 2126 nucleotides. RefSeq names its product cyclin I (gene CCNI). The coding region runs from base 632 to 1759 and encodes 375 amino acids. NCBI's taxonomy places the organism in Eukaryota, Metazoa, Chordata, Mammalia, Lagomorpha, Ochotonidae. The transcript has 7 exons. Gene Ontology annotation, biological process: regulation of cyclin-dependent protein serine/threonine kinase activity; mitotic cell cycle phase transition. The record is from RefSeq and is a predicted model, not a curated record. Gene Ontology annotation, molecular function: cyclin-dependent protein serine/threonine kinase regulator activity. Gene Ontology annotation, cellular component: cyclin-dependent protein kinase holoenzyme complex; nucleus; cytoplasm.